AUGGGGAAACUACAUCAGAUACAUACGUCAAUUUCAUGUUCAUUUGGCUCAUUGCUUACGGGGUUGCUUUAUGUAUGGCCCUCAUAUACGUUAGGGCUGUACACAGACAGCCAUACAACGUUACUUAAGGCGCCAAUGACAGAUUUAGAGGGCUCCUUACUAGGCAGUCUCCCAUCUCUUGGAGCUAUGGUCGGAACUGCUGUAACUGGUAUUGUGAUUGGAAAAUUUGGAAGACAAAAAGGCGGGAUGCUGAUAACUCUGCCUUUUGUGGUAUCAUGGACAAUCGUCAAUCUCUCUUCUACGUCAACGAUGGUCUUAAUAGGAAGGUUCAUUGGAGGAUUAGGUUGCGGCCCUUCCCUCGUCUACGCGCCUAUGUUUAUUUCGGAGAUCGCUGAGGAAUCAAUAAGAGGAGCAUUGGCAUCUGCUCCAGUUGCCUUAUAUUGUAUGGGCAUUCUAAUGUCAUAUAUACUGGGCUGGUACCUGACCUACCAAUACAUUGUGUGGGUGAACCUGGCCUGCAGCGUACUGGGAGUGGCACUUUUGAUGACGGUAACUGAAAGCCCCGUGUACCUUUUGCGGCAGAGCAGAGAAGAAGAUGCCAGACUAGCAAUAGCUCAUUACAGAGGAGAGUCACCAGCAUCCAAAAUAGUUUUGGAGGAACUGUCGCGGCUGAAACAACAGAUAACGCCUGCUGUUGAAUUAAUAGCAAUGAAUGUUGAAGACAACCCUAAAGCAGAAGAAGCGGAGAAGGAAAAGCUCAAUACGGAUGAUGAUUCUCCAGAAAUUAAAACGAAAAUGUCGUCACUUAAAUUAUUAUAUUUAUCGCCAUCGUCACGUCGAGGAUUCAUCGUGGUGGGUUUAUGCCUUGCUAUGCAGGUCAUGAUGGGCAUGGUGCCUGUGCAAGUGUACGCGAAACAGAUUUUCACCAAAGCAGCUCCGAGUCUGUCGUCUCACUUCUGUUCGGUUAUGUUAGCUAUGGUCCUCCUCGUUGGGAGUCUGUCAAGUCUUGUGGUAGCUGACAAGUUUGGAAGAAAGUUCCUUUUGAUAACUUCAUCGAUAAUGGUAGCCCUUUGCCUAAGCUCUAUGGGCAUAUUCCUGCAGACUGGUAUAGUGCCACCGUGGGUGACUGCAGUGCUCAUCUUGGUGUUCUGCUUCUCGUUCAUGUUUGGAGCCGGUAGCAUACCUUACGUAUUGAUCGCUGAAUGUUUCAUGCCAGAGGUGCAAAGUUUAGCGACUACACUAUUAAUGGAAUGGGUGUGGCUUAUCAACUUCUUCAUCAUUGGAGUCUUCCCUUUUAUGAUUAAAUACAUCGGCAUCCACGGUUCUUUCUACACGUUCGCUUGCUUCGCCGUCGCUGACAGCUUAAUUGGUUUCUUCCUUGUACCUGAAACUAAAGGUCUCACCAAAGAUCAAAUACAAGAAACAUUCUUAAGGCGGAAAAAUUAA
This is a messenger RNA of Parnassius mnemosyne (clouded apollo), 1446 nucleotides long. NCBI's taxonomy places the organism in Eukaryota, Metazoa, Arthropoda, Insecta, Lepidoptera, Papilionidae. The record is from the annotation of a GenBank genome assembly.